CUCUCAAAUUGCUUAUUAUUGCAUGUCAAUAGCAAUAUUACGUCCCGUGUAAAGUUGGAGGACCCUGUGGUCAAUCUUAAUUCAUCCUAAAUUCUACUAUUUGUUUAGUAUAAAAUACCUGAAUACAAAAUAAUAUCAUGCCUCCCAAAUUUGAUCCGAAUGAAAUUAAAACAGUAUACUUGAGAGUGGUUGGUGGAGAAGUCGGAGCUACAUCAUCACUUGCUCCAAAAGUUGGACCAUUGGGUCUUUCCCCUAAAAAAGUGGGAGACGAUAUUGCCAAGGCGACUGCUGAUUGGAAAGGUCUAAAAAUUACAGUAAAACUUGUCAUUCAGAACAGAAAUGCUCAGAUUGAGGUUGUUCCCAGUGCAGCUUCUUUGUUAAUCCGAGCAUUAAAAGAACCACCAAGGGACAGAAAGAAAGUGAAGCAUGUGAAACAUAAUGGUAAUAUUACUUUUGAUGAUAUAAUUACUAUUGCAAGAACCAUGCGACCUAGAUCUAUGGCAAAAAAAUUGUCGGGUACAGUGAAAGAAAUCCUUGGAACAAGUCAAUCAGUUGGGUGCACAAUUGACAAUUGCCAUCCACAGGAUUUAAUAAAACAGAUAGAUAAUGGAGAAUUGGAAAUACCCGAGGAAUAAAGAUUGAAAAUAAAAUUUGAAUUACAAACUAAA
Messenger RNA from Argiope bruennichi, 668 nucleotides. It is a transcript of the gene RpL12, whose product is annotated as 60S ribosomal protein L12-like. The transcript is spliced from 5 exons. Bases 138 to 635 code for a protein of 165 amino acids. The record is from RefSeq and is a predicted model, not a curated record. Gene Ontology annotation, cellular component: ribosome; cytosolic large ribosomal subunit. NCBI's taxonomy places the organism in Eukaryota, Metazoa, Arthropoda, Arachnida, Araneae, Araneidae. Gene Ontology annotation, biological process: translation. Gene Ontology annotation, molecular function: structural constituent of ribosome; large ribosomal subunit rRNA binding.